UGGAGACACAAGGGUCAAAAAGAGAAACAGAAAAGAGUCGUAGUCUUGAACGGCUCAAAACUCAUCGCAUGAAGGAGACGUCACAUGGUCAUGGGUCAAAAAAACCAAAAGAUCGCCCGAUCAUCAAACACAUGUAUAACGCGGCAAAACUAUACAGUGCAGGAGUGAAGUUCAAGGCUGUGACAGAUGAGUUCUCGAUAGAUGUGAAAUUCGAGAAUGGUUGUUUGAAGAUACCUUGUUUGUGGGUUCCUGAUGAUGCGGAGAUCACAUUAAGAAAUAUAAUGGCGCUAGAGCAAUGCCAUUACCCUUUCAAAGCCUACGUCUGUAACUUCGUCAGUUUCUUGGAUUUCCUCAUUGACACUGAUAAAGACGUCGACUUGCUCAUGGAGAACGGGAUACUAAACAACUGGGGGAGAAGAGUUCGGUGGCGGUGGCGGAGAUGGUGAACACGCUCUUUUCGGGCGUCGUCGAGAGUCGUUCUUACUAUGCUGGUAUAGCGUCAAGAGUCAACGCCUAUUAUGAAAAUCCAGUCAACAGGACACGCACCAUCCUGGGACGCCAGUAUUUCGGUAAUCUAUGGAGAGGUACGGCUACUAUCGCUGCUGGGCUUCUUUUGCUGAUGACUUUUGUCCAGACGGUGGCUUCGAUUAUUCAGGUUUGGUAAAAUUGACCGUUCUUCUGUUGGACGACGUCGUUUCACUCUCUCCGGUUCGUCUCUUGUGUUUAAUAAAUUACUCGUAUCUACGAUACAAUUCACUCUCUCGUCGUUGUGUUUAAUACAUUAGUCAUAUCUUCCCCCAAAAAGGAUCUUGUGUUUUAAGUCUAUCUUCUAUUGUAUCUCAUAAUAAUAAACAAAGACUUAAUGGUCGUCAAUGAUACUUUAUUAUGA
Molecule: messenger RNA, 889 nt
Organism: Arabidopsis lyrata subsp. lyrata
Lineage: Eukaryota; Viridiplantae; Streptophyta; Magnoliopsida; Brassicales; Brassicaceae
Exons: 2
Coding region: 69-446 (125 amino acids)
Source: RefSeq, a predicted model, not a curated record